AUGAAUAUCCUAGGUAGAGGAGAAGAGGUGAGUCAAUCUGAGAUUUUGAGUAUAUUAUCAAGUUCAAUAGAAAGGUACAAGUUAAUAGAAGAAUCUGAAAAUAGAAGACAGAACGGGAAUCUUUUUGAAAACGGAAAGAAGAGGAAACCGAAGUCAAGUAAAGAUGAAAAAAUUAAUAAAAACGAUUUAUGGAAUUUGAAAAUCAAUGAUCUGAACGAAUUCUCACUCCAAAAAAUAGAUUCCCAUGAAAAUUGUACCAAUCAACUCAAGUUCCUAGAAUCUGUUAAAAAUUACAUUUUAGCCAAUUAUCACUAA
This is a messenger RNA of Theileria annulata, 315 nucleotides long. RefSeq lists its product as uncharacterized. The coding region runs from base 1 to 315 and encodes 104 amino acids. Lineage: Eukaryota; Apicomplexa; Aconoidasida; Piroplasmida; Theileriidae. The transcript has a single exon. The record is from RefSeq and is a predicted model, not a curated record.